CGUUUCGUAACCGCGGAGACUUGGGAACAGCCCUCUAUUAAGUAGCAAGAUUGGGGAGAGGCUCUUCCCACUUGGUGAAGGCGAGGCUUUCCUGACGGAGCGACCCCUCGCAGCCGCAGCCGCAGCCUCGCCAGCCGACCAGCUCGGCGGCUCCUCUCACCGCAGACGCCCCUGCUGGUCCUGGCCGCGCCUUUGCCCAAGGUGUUCGGAGCUCUCCUCGUUCCCGGCCUCUCCUCCAGCUCCAGCUGCAGGGCUCCGUCGCAGCCUCCACCCCUGCCAGUCCCAGCGCUGCCCUCCAAGAAUUAUUCAUGUGGUUGUGAUCCAAAACAGCAGCAAUGAAGAUAAGGCUCCGUGCAGCAGCUGUCGCAGCCAUAUGUGCAGCUGUCCUCCUUUGUUCAAUUGAAGCUGAAGUUAAUCCACCUUCAGACUUGAAAUUUAAAAUUAUAAAUGAAAAUACUGUUCAAAUGUCAUGGGCAAGGCCAUCUGAUGCGAUAGAAGGUUACAGGAUAACUGUGAGCUCUGCAGCUGAUGGACCAAGUAGAGAAUUUACCUUAGCACGUACAGCUACCCAAACUUUGUUAACGGACCUCAUACCUGAUACUGAAUAUGUUGUAACAAUAAGUUCAUAUAAUAAUGUAGAAGAAAGUAUGCCUGUCUCUGGACAACUUACAAUUCAAACAGAUGGCUUUGUAACAACUAGAGAAAAGAAGACUGAAGAAGUUCAUUUGCAAAAGUGUUCCAUUAGUGCUGUUACAGAUCUAGUUUUUCUUGUGGAUGGCUCUUGGAGUGUGGGCAGAAAUAACUUUAGAUAUAUAUUGGACUUCAUCGUUACUCUUGUAUCAGCUUUUGAUAUUGGAGAAGAUAAGACAAGAGUUGGAAUAGUCCAGUACAGUACUGAUACAAGGACUGAAUUCAAUUUAAAUCAGUAUUUCAGAAAAAGGGAUCUUAUUGAGGCGAUAAGAAGAAUACCAUAUAAAGGAGGCAAUACAAUGACAGGGGAAGCUAUUGAUUAUCUGAUUCGAAAUGCAUUUAUUGAGUCUGCUGGAGCAAGAAAAGGCUUUCCCAAAGUGGCAAUUAUCAUUACGGAUGGAAAGUCUCAGGAUGAAGUAGAAAUUCCUGCAAGAGAACUUCGUAGCACUGGAGUUGAAGUCUUUUCUUUGGGAAUCAAAGCUGCAGAUGCCAAAGAGCUGAAGUUAAUUGCAUCCCAGCCCUCACUGAAGCAUGUUUUUAAUGUGGCCAACUUCGAUGGCAUUGUGGAUAUUCAGAAUGAAAUUGUCUCACAGGUGUGCUCAGGAGUUGAUGAACAGUUGGGUGACUUGGUUAGCGGAGAAGAAGCUAUAGAACCUCCUUCAAAUCUGGAAGCUACACAGCCUUUAUCGCGAUCAAUCAAAAUCACUUGGGAUCCAUCUCCUAGUGACAUAACUGGUUACAAGGUGGACGUUAUACCAAUGAUACCUGAUGCCAACCAAUUCUCAGUGAACGUAGGACCUCAAACUACUGCUUUUAAUAUAAGAGAUCUUUUAGCAGACACAGAAUACCAAAUUAAUGUGUAUGCCAUGAAAGGACUGACUGCCAGUGAACCAGUGACUAUAAUGGAAAAAACACAGCCAGUAAAAGUUCGAACUGAAUGCGCAAAAGGAAUAGAUGUAAAAGCUGAUAUUGUGCUUUUGGUUGAUGGCUCCUACAGUAUUGGUAUUGCCAAUUUUGCUAAAGUAAAAGCAUUUUUGGAAGUGUUAGUUAAAAGCUUUGAGAUUUCACCCGAAAAAGUUCAAAUAAGCCUUGUGCAGUACAGCAGGGAUCCAUAUACGGAAUUUCAUUUGAACAAAUUCAACAGAAUAGAAGACGUAAUUCGAGCUAUUAACACCUUCCCCUACAGAGGUGGAUCUACAAACACAGGCAAAGCUAUGACCUAUGUAAGAGAAAAAGUCUUCAUCACGAACAAAGGUGCAAGACCAAAUGUUGCAAGAGUCAUGAUUCUUAUUACUGAUGGAAAAUCAUCCGAUGCUUUUAAAGAACCUGCCAUAAAACUGAGGAAUGCAAAUGUAGAAAUAUUUGCAGUUGGUAUUAAGGAUGCAGUACGGUCUGAGUUGGAAGCAAUUGCUACACCCCCUGCCGACACCCAUGUCUACACAGUGGAAGAUUUUGAUGCUUUUCAAAAAAUAUCAUUUGAACUUACACAGUCAGUCUGUCUACAAAUUGAACAGGAACUUGAAGUGAUUAAAAGAAAAGCUCACUUACCUGCAAGGAACUUGGAAUUUUCUGAAGUGACUUCUAACAGCUUCAAAGUUAACUGGUCUCCAGCUGGGGCAAAUGUUUUGUCUUACCUUAUCAAGUAUAAAGAGGCUAUUGGUGGAGAGGAAGUCAGGGUUUCUGUACCAGCUCCAGUUACUAACAGAGUUCUUACUAAUUUACUACCAAAAACCACAUAUGCCGUCAGUGUGAUUGCAGAAUAUGAAGAUGGUGAUGGACCUUCACUGGAUGGGAACGAAACAACUUUAGAAGUCAUAGGAUCUCCACGAAACCUGAGAGUAACUGAUGAAACAACAGAUAGUUUUAAAGUUGGAUGGUCACCAGCUCCAGGAAAUGUUCUGAGAUACAGACUUGCAUAUAGGCCAGUUACUGGUGGGGAGACAAGACAAGUAACUGUCCCAGCAAGUGAAAGAGCAACCACUCUACAGAAUCUGGCAUCUGAUACAACAUAUGACGUCUCCAUAACUGCUGAGUACCAGUCUGGAGCUGGAAAUCCAUUGAAUGGACAUGGAAAAACUGAAGAAGUGCUUGGGACACCAAGAGACUUGAAAGUUUCAGAUGCUACAACAUCCUCACUGAAAUUAUCUUGGAAUUCAGCACCUGGCAAAGUGCAGCAAUAUCUUAUAACAUACACUCCAGUGAUUGGAGGUGAACCUAAAGAGAUCACCGUAAUGGGAGAUACCACUAGUACAGUUCUCCAUGACUUGGAACCAGGAACAAAAUACGAUUUGUCACUAACUGCCCUUUAUGCAUCUGGAGCAGGAGAGGCUCUUUCUAAACAAGGAGAAACUCUUGAAGAGCGUGGUUCUCCUCGUGACCUCAUUACUAGAGACAUAACUGAUACUUCAAUUGGAGUCUCAUGGACAGCAGCUCCAGGACCAGUUCAGAAUUAUAAAAUUCGAUGGAAAUCCCUUUAUGAUGACCAGUCUGGGGAAACAACAGUUCCUGGAGAUGUAGUAAAUACUGACUUAGAAAACCUUCAGCCUGAAACUAAGUACAAGAUUUCGGUCUUGGCUUCCUACAGAAGUGGAGAAGGACCACCUCUAGAGGGACAAGCUACAACUGAAGCGUCACCUGAUACAAGGACCAUUACAGUAGAUGAUGAGAAAGAGACCACAAUGAGAGUCACUUGGCAACCAGCACCUGGAAAAGUUGCCAACUAUCGUGUGGUUUACCGACCCCGUAGAGGAGGAAGACAAAUAGUUGCAAAAGUGCCUCCCACCAGCACCAGCACAGUACUGAAACGUCUCCAGCCUCUAACUACUUAUGACAUUACGGUCAUUCCUAUGUAUAAAACUGGUGAAGGAAAACACAGAAAAGGCGAAGGAACAACAGCUUCUCCAUUUAAACCUCCCAAAAAUCUGCAGACUUCAGAUUCUACAAAGUCAAGUUUCCGUGUAACCUGGGAGCCAGCCCCUGGGGAAGUUAAGGGGUACAAAGUAACUUUCCAUCCAACUGGAGAAAACAGACAUCUUGGAGAAUUAGUAGUUGGGCCAUAUGACAAUACAGUUGUAUUGGAGGAGCUCAGGGCAGACACUUCUUAUAAAGUCAAUGUAUUCGGAAUGUUUGAAGGAGGUGAAAGUAUGCCUCUGAUUGGAGAAGAAAAGACAACACUUGCAGAUAUUCCAGUUGUGCCAUUAUUACCUACAGGCCUAGAAUGUAAAACCAGGACAGAGGCAGAUAUUGUAUUGCUGGUGGAUGGUUCCUGGAGCAUCGGUCGAACGAAUUUUAAAACAAUCCGGAGCUUCAUUGCUCGCAUUGUUGAAGUAUUUGAUAUUGGUCCAGACAAAGUGCAGAUUGGUCUUGCACAGUAUAGCGGAGAUCCAAGAACAGAAUGGAACCUCAAUGCCCAUUCAACCAAAGACAGUUUAUUGGAGGCUGUGGCCAAUUUGCCGUAUAAGGGAGGCAACACACUAACAGGAAUGGCUUUGAGCUUCAUCUUGAAAAACAGUUUUAAGGCUGAAGCUGGCCUGAGGCCUGGUGCUCGCAAAAUUGGUGUCCUCAUAACUGAUGGCAAGUCACAGGAUGACAUAAAUGACCCAUCACAGAGUUUGAAGGAUCAGGGAGUGGAGCUUUAUGCUGUGGGUAUUAAAAAUGCUGAUGUGAAUGAACUGAAGCAGAUUGCAAGUGAUCCAGAUGACACCCAUGCUUUUAACGUUGAAGAUUUUAACCUUCUUGUUAAUAUCGUUGAUACCCUCACUGAUAAUUUGUGCAAUAGUGUGAAAGGAUCAGGUGAUUUGUCACUGCCGGCAACCAAUCUAGUUACUUCUGAAGUGACACCUGUUUCUUUCCGAGUGUCUUGGACUGCACCUGUUGAGAGUGUUGAUAGAUACAAAGUUGAAUAUUAUCCUGUCCAAGGAGGCACACCACAGGAGGUCUAUGUAAGUCGUUCGGAGACUACUACUGUUCUCACUGGCCUCAAGCCUGAAACAGAAUAUGUUGUGAAUGUAUUUUCUGUAGUAGAAGGCACUAAUAGUGAACCAUUAAAAGGGACCGAAACAACAUCGGCAAUCCCUUCAGUGAGAACCUUGAAUGCUUAUGAUGUCACUUCAACCACGAUGCGUGUGCGGUGGGAACCUGUCAAAGGAGCUACUGGCUAUGUGUUGUUAUAUGACCCAGUCAAUGCCACAAUACCAGCAACUGAAAAAGAGAUGCGGGUUGGAGCGUCGGUGAAUGAUGUACAGCUGGUUGAUUUGAUUCCAAAUACUGAGUAUACUUUAACGGUUCAUUCAACUGUUGGCGACCUCAUUAGUGAUCCACUCACUACUCAGGAAGUCACAUUACCUUUAAGCGGAGCAAAACGCUUGAGGCUGAGAGAUGUCACUCACAACAACAUGAGAGUCAAUUGGGAUCAAGCUCCAGGCAAAGUUCGUAAUUAUAUAGUGAAAUAUAAAGCAGCUGAAGAAGAUGAUGUAAAAGAGGUGAAAGUGGAUCCAUCUCAAACCAGCACAGUUCUUCCUGAUCUCUUUUCAAAAACACUCUACAAUGUAGAACUUAUUACAGAAUAUGAUGAAGGGCUGUCUGUGCCGGUAGCAGCAGAAGCCACCACUCUACCUGUACCAGCACCACUCAAUUUGAGAAUAGAUCAAGUAACCCCAACUAGUUUCAGAGGUACUUGGGACCAUGGAGCACCUGAUGUGGCUCUCUAUAGAGUAAUGUGGGGGCCUUAUGGUCAACCCGAAAAACUGGAGACAAUUCUAAAUGGUGAAGAAAAUACUCUACUUUUUGAAAAUCUUACACCAGACACAUUGUAUGACAUCUCAGUUACUGGAAUUUAUCCUGAUGAAUCAGAGAGUGAUGAAUUGAUUGGCAGUGAACGUACAUUGCCCAUUGUGCCUAUAACAACACCAGUACCAAAGAGUGGCCCACGGAAUCUCCAGGUAUAUAAUGCAACAUCCAAUAGCUUGACUGUCAAGUGGGAUCCUGCCAUUGGACGGGUGCAACGCUACAAGAUCACUUACCGACCUGCCACGGGUGAUGGUCCUGAACUUUCGUCCACAGUAGGAGGGAGGCAGAAUAGCAUUGUGCUCCAGAAGCUGCGGCCCGACACCCCUUACCGCGUUACAGUUUCUUCGAUUUACCCAGAUGGGGAAGGAGGACAAAUAACAGGAAGGGGCAAAACGAAACCUCUCAAUACUGUAAGGAAUCUUAGAGUUUAUGAUCAAACCACUAGCACAUUAAACGUCCGAUGGGAUCAUGCUGAAGGGAAUCCUCGUCAAUACAAGGUGUAUUAUGUACCUGUGGCAGGAGGUGCAGAGGAAAUGGUAACUUUCCCUGGGAAUACAAAUUAUGCUGUUCUAAGGAAUCUACAGCCUGACACACAAUACAAAGUAACCGUCGUUCCUGUUUACUCAGAAGGUGAUGGAGGCCGAAUGUCUGAUACGGGGAAAACAUUGAUGAGGGGGACACCAAGAAGCGUCCAAGUUUACAACCCAACAACAAACAGCCUUAACGUCCAGUGGGAAUCUGCACCAGGUCCAGUGCAGCAGUACAAAAUUGUCUAUAAUCCACUAGCUGGCACAAAACCAUCAGAAUCUGUUAUUGUACCAAGCAACACACGCAAUGUUUUACUGGAGCGUCUGACUCCUGACACUCCAUAUUCAAUAAAUGUCGUUGCUCUGUAUGCUGAUGGAGAAGGAGAUCCAACUACAGGACAGGGAAGAACAUUGCCUCGUAGUGGACCCCGGAAUAUAAGAGUAUUUGAUCCAACAACAAACAGCCUUUCUGUUCAAUGGGACCAUGCCGAUGGGCCUGUGCAGCAGUAUAGAAUCAUAUAUACUCCCACUUCUGGAGACCCCAUUGAUGAAUAUACAACAGUGCCUGGAAGAAGAAACAACGUAUUGCUACAGCCUUUGCAGUCAGAUACACCUUAUAAAAUUACAGUUGUAGCAGUUUAUGAUGAUGGAGAUGGUGGACAAGUGACAGGAAAUGGAAAAACAGUUGGACUGCUUUCUCCUCAGAAUAUACGUAUUUCUGAUGAAUGGUAUACUCGAUUCAGAGUGGCCUGGGAUCCUGUCCCAUCUCCUGUUCUAGGAUACAAAAUUGUGUAUAAACCUGUAGGUUCGGAUGAGCCCAUGGAGGUAUUCGUUGGAGAGAUGACUUCAUAUACUUUACACAACUUAUUGCCUAGUACUCCUUACGAUGUGCAAGUAUAUGCUCAGUAUGAGUCUGGAAUUAGCGAACCCUUGGUUGAUCAAGGCACUACAUUGUACUUGAAUGUUACAGACGUAACAAGUUAUAACGUGGGAUGGGACACUUUCUGUAUCAAAUGGGCAGCUCAUCGGUCAGCCACUUCUUACAGACUGAAGCUAAAUCCAGCUGAUGGAUCUAGAGGUCAAGAAAUAACAGUGCGUGGAUCAGAAACCAGUCACUGUUUCACUGGGCUUUCACCUGAUACUGAGUAUAAUGCUACUGUCUUUGUACAGACUCCAAAUCUUGAAGGACCUCCAGUGUCUACAAAAGAACACACAUUAAUCAAGCCAACUGAACCUCCAACUGAACCCCCUACGCCACCUCCACCUCCAACAAUCCCACCUGCACGUGAUGUAUGUAAGGGUGCCAAAGCUGAUAUAGUCUUCUUGACUGAUGCUUCCUGGAGUAUUGGAGAUGAAAAUUUCAACAAAGUAGUGAAAUUUGUUUUCAACACGAUUGGUGCAUUUGACCUAAUAAAUCCUGCUGGAAUUCAGGUUUCCUUUGUGCAAUACAGUGAUGAUCCAAAAUCUGAGUUCAAUCUGAACACAUAUGGCGAUAAGGCACAGGCCCUGGGAGCACUUCAGUAUAUUCAGUACAGAGGAGGGAACACACGAACAGGAAAGGCACUUGCAUUUAUCAAAGACAAGGUACUUACAUGGGACAGAGGCAUGAGGAAAGGAGUUCCCAAGGUCCUUGUUGUCGUAACAGAUGGUCGGUCACAAGAUGAAGUGAUGAAAGCUGCAGCUAUCAUACAGCAGUCUGGUUUCAGUGUAUUUGUUAUUGGUGUCGCUGAUGUUGAUUACCAUGAACUGGCCAAAAUUGCAAGCCAGCCAAGUGAACGUCAUGUCUUUAUAGUUGACGACUUUGAUGCUUUUGAAAAGAUUGAGGAUAACCUUAUUACGUUUGUUUGUGAGACAGCUACCUCAACUUGUCCUCUCAUGUACUUGGAUGGAUACACUUCUCCUGGCUUCAGGAUGCUGGAAGCUUACAAUUUAACAGAGAAACAUUUUGCUUCAGUACCUGGAGUUUCCUUGCAGUCAGGAUCUUUCCCGAGCCAUGUGGCAUACAGGCUUCAUAAAAAUGCUUUUGUUAGCCAGCCCACUGUGGAAAUUCAUCCAGAUGGAUUACCAAAGGCUUACACUAUCAUAUUUUUAUUCCGUCUUCUCUCGGAAACCUCUACUGAACCAUUUGCAAUUUGGCAGAUAACAGACAGAGAUUACAAACCACAAGUUGGAGUUGUUCUUGACCCUUCCAGCAAAGUGUUAUCAUUCUUUAACAAGGACACAAGAGGAGAAAUUCAGACAGUAGCAUUUGAAGGUGAUGAAAUAAAGAAACUCUUUUAUGGAAGUUUCCACAAGGUUCAUCUUGUUAUAACAUCCACAAGUGCUAAGAUUUAUGUUGACUGUGUUGAAAUUAUGGAAAAGCCUAUUAAGGAAGGUGGAAAUAUCACAACUGAUGGCUAUGAAAUCCUUGGUAAACUACAGAAAGGUGAUAGAAAAACAGCAUCAUUUGAUAUACAGAGCUUUGACAUUGUGUGCAAUGCAGUUUGGACCAGCAGAGACAGAUGCUGUGACAUUCCUUCUAAGAGGGAUGAAGCAAAAUGCCCAUCGUUGCCAAAUGCUUGUACAUGCGUACAAGACAGUGUGGGGGCUCCAGGACCUCCAGGACCUGCUGGAGCUCGAGGUGCCAGCGGUGUAAGAGGUGAAAGAGGCUUAAAUGGACCUCCUGGGCCACCAGGUGCUCGAGGAGAUUCAGGCCUUCCAGGCCCUCAAGGACCACCGGGACCACAGGGGCCAAGUGGGCUUUCCAUUACAGGAGAGCCUGGACGUCAAGGGCCAAAAGGUGACGCUGGAGAACCUGGACUACCAGGGCGAUCAGGAUCCCCAGGCCUAAGCGGCCCUCCUGGCCCAAUGGGGCCACCAGGUGACAGAGGUUUUACUGGAAAAGACGGAGUGACAGGACCAAGAGGUCCCCCGGGACCAGCGGGUGCCCCAGGAGUGCCUGGAGUUGCUGGUCCAGCUGGGAAACCAGGUGAUCGUGGUGUACCGGGUCCAGCUGGAUUGAAAGGUGAAAAAGGUGACCGGGGAGACGUUGCUUCCCAGAAUCUGAUGCGAGCUGUGGCGAGACAAGUCUGUGAACAAAUGAUUAACAGCCAAAUGACCCGAUUUAACCAGAUGCUGAAUCAGAUUCCAAAUGACUACCAUUCAAAUCGAAACCAGCCUGGACCUCCAGGGCCACCAGGACCCCCUGGACCUCCUGGGUCAUCAGGAGAGCCUGGAACUGGAGGCAGGCCUGGAUUUCCAGGCACACCUGGCAUGCAAGGAUCCCCUGGAGAGAGAGGGCUGCCUGGAGAGAAAGGUGAAAGAGGAAUUGGAUUACAAGGACCACGAGGUUUGCCAGGGCCACCAGGUCCACAAGGAGAAUCCAGAAUUGGCCCACCAGGUUCUACAGGCUCCCGAGGUCCACCUGGGCCACCUGGCCGACCUGGUAAUGGUGGUAUCAGAGGUCCUCCUGGCCCCCCUGGAUACUGUGAUUCAUCCCUGUGUGCUAGCAUUGCUUACAACGGUCAAGGAUAUCCAGGUUGACCAUUCGUCUAAAGUAAAAAGAACACAGUUUGCCAUUUCUGCAUCCGUCUUUCUGAUUCGUGAUGGGAUUAUCUAUACAAAAUUAGUACCUGAAAUCUAAUUUUCUAUUUCAAAUGUCAUUUUGUGAUACAGUGCAGACAACUAGGCAAGGGAGGGCAUGGGAAGUCACAAUUUGCACUGUACCAAAUUCAAUGGAAUCUAUGAUUAUAUUGGUAUAUGAUACAAAUUUCUUCUGAGAAGAGUCAAUCUGAGACAAUGAAUGGUCAAAGGAAUAAAAAUGCUGGAUAUUUGUGGCCACUGGAUACCAAAUUACUAAAAACUGGGAAGAGUCAUAACCAGUGACUAUGCCAUAUAUUUAAAAUAUCUUCAAGAAAAGAUUCCAGGCCCUUAAUAUUGAUCACGAAUUUGUUGUGUGCACUGUAGCACCUUAUACUCCAUAAACAUGAUAUUGCUGUUCGUUAUGUUGUUUGCAUGUAUACGUGAAUAUAUAUCUAUAUAUCUAUAUAUAUAUAUAUAUGUACACACACAUUCAUAGUAUUGAUGGGUAGAGCAAAUUCAGCAGAAUAAGCCAUUAUGCAAAAUUUGCACAAUAUCAACAAUUGAAUGAAAAAAUAAAUGGAAAAUAAUAUUGCAGUGCUACCCUUUCAGAAAACAUUUAUAUGGCAUAUAUAUAUAUAUAUAUAUAUAUAUGUAUAUGUAUAUGUAUAGAUAUACAUACAAUUUAACUCUCAUGGAUGUAGAUGGAUGUAGAUGGAUGAAAAACAGUUUUGCACAGCUGUUCAACCCUGAAAACUAACAUCAUCUUUGACCUGUUUCAGGUUCCGGCUAACACAUUUUCUAUGCCACCAGUGCUGCUUACAGUUUGAAUACAAUGAAAAUCCUGUUUCUGAGAUGUUUGUGCACGUGCUUAUUUGGACGUGAAUCUGUAUGGAUAUUUCGCUAUAGAUAACAGUUACAUGAAUAGUGUUGGCCUCAUAAGAUGGGAAGAUUCUCUUUUUUAAAGAACGUACUUACUAACAAGCAUUUUUGAUUGCAGUAAAGGGCAAUGUGUUGCAUUUGAUAAAGCAAAGGAAGUAAAGUCAACCUCCCUGUUAUUACUUUCCUCUCCAAUUAUAUCAAAACCAAGUUACUACAAUGGCAGUGGAGGCUUAUAAACAUAUUAAUGGACAUAACACCAUAAUACAUUUACUUUGGUGAAACAGAAAAUGACACUGUAAAUAAUGAACUAAUUGUGGCUUGUAAAUGAUUUGUAUGGAAUCAUGUCCACUAAACUUAGUUAACAACAUUACAUCAUGCUUUUGCAUUCAAACUUCCUGCUGCUUUUUAAUUUGUGCUGGCAUAAUCUCUUUGAAACUCUCAAAAUCUUUUUCUCUCUGCUUGUUAUUCUUGUCUCCAUCUUACCUGAUUCAGGACUUGAGGCUUUUUUGUAUAUGUAAUCUUCUUACAAAUGCUCAAAAUAUAAUUAAUGUUGCUUCUGAUUUUCCUGAAAUCUUUGGUAUUCCUCCAGCACUAGCUCUGGUUCAAUCGGAUAUAAGGAACAUUGUCAAAAAAUAGUAGUUAUUGAAUAUUGUUAGUGGUGAUAACUUGGUGUAGAUUUCUGCCACACCCUUAGAGGACUAUUUUGAACAAAAUAAUGCUGCAUGCGUAAGGUUUUCCUUCUUGACAAAACAUUUAUUUUGAUCAUUAGCUUUCAGUUAAGUAGAAUUGCUAAAGAUCAUUUAAGUAUACAUUAAGGCCCUGAUCCUACUAAAAUUAAUUGUGUCCCAAUGAAACAAAUGGAAUAAGUUACAACUAAUUGUGACUAACAUAAAUCUUAACUGUUUUCAGUGGAAGUUAGUCAAGUUUUGACUUUAGCAAUUUUGUAAUUUAAAUACUUAUUUUAAAAAUACCCUGAACCUCAAGAUUAUUUCAUUUUUAGCAUUCAUUAAAUUGUCUCUUACACCAAUAUUCUUUUUGUUGUAGAUUUUUUUCCUCCCCCAAGGGGACUGAAAUUAGUUUUUAAUUAUUAUUAUGUGUACAUUGUGCAAAAUUAAUGUUAGAGACUAAACUACAAACUAGGCUUGCUUGUUUGCUUGGCAUUAAGUCCCUUUGCACCCUAAGAGACUUAGUUCUGAACAAACACACACAGAACUUCAGUUUUUGAUUUUUUUAGAUGCUGAUGUUAGUAUUUUUGUUUAAAUUUUGUUUAUGUUAAUUUGUCAUGGGGAAGAUUUUUGAGAGGGAGCGGUGCUUUCCCCUGGCCAUAUGUCUUCGCCGGACACACAUAUGAAGCUGCAGCAUUUAUGUCAAAGGCAAGGGCAACGUCA
This is a messenger RNA of Python bivittatus (Burmese python), 11833 nucleotides long. RefSeq names its product collagen type XII alpha 1 chain (gene COL12A1). Gene Ontology annotation, biological process: endodermal cell differentiation. NCBI's taxonomy places the organism in Eukaryota, Metazoa, Chordata, Lepidosauria, Squamata, Pythonidae. Gene Ontology annotation, molecular function: protein binding. The record is from RefSeq and is a predicted model, not a curated record.